CCAUGUUUUUCCAGGGUCUAUUGAUCAUGGCCGUCCGCCUCCAGAUGAGGGAGACAGCGCCACAUGUGACUUAGGGCAGCUUAUUCUCUGAGGCUCAGUUUUCUGAUCUGUAAAAUGGGGAUGAGAAUGAUAGCACCUCCCUCAUAGGGUUGCUGCGAGGAGGGGUCGCAUGCACGGAGCAUUUGUGUCCUGGCAUGUAGUUGGCUGUUGGUGGCUGCUGCCCACAUGGGGCAUAUUAACACGCCUCUAUAACGCAGCUUCUUGUGUAUGCACAUAUGUAGGUGUAAACCAGAUACUCAUUCGGGAUUGCAAACACACACAUGCUCACACCCCUCUCUGGCAAGAUCACACUGCCACCCCCAAGGCCAAGAAAUCCUUUUCAGAGCCUUGGCUGGGGUCCAGGCCCUGGCUCAGAUGUCAGGGUCCUGCAUUAUUGAGCUCAAGAGCUUUGUCUCCUCCUUGCUCCUGUGCUCAGCUCUUGGUCCUCCAGUGGCCAAGGGAGAGGGGGGAGGGGACAUCUGUUCCAGUCCCCUUCCCUAUGGCGCAGGCAGCCACACCUGGGGGGCUAGGGCUCCCUUGUAGCCCCAAACAAGCCUUGGCUCUGUACAAGCACCUCUUCCGGUGCCCUGCUGGCCUGGGCCAGCUCCGGGCUGCACUGCGGCAGGUACAAGAGGGCUGGGCCUGUCCCUCAGGCCUGGAGUUGCCCACCGUGCUGCUGGAGAUGGAACGGAGCCGGAGGGCCCAGGAGCAGCUCCUGUGGGACUUGGAGCUGCUGACCGGGGCAGGGCUGGGCCUCUUCUGGCCCCCCCAGGCCCAGUUCUGGGGCCUGAGGGACCAGGCCCAGUGUGCAUGGAGCCAGCACAGCAAGCCCCGUGGCAGGAUGGAUGGGGGCUCUGAGCAGCUGACAAGUGGGAGUUCCAGGCUAUGCCCAUCGCCCCAGGCUGGGAACUCUCUGAGCCAGAACCAUCCAGAGAGGGGGCAGGGGACAGACCUAUCAUCGGCCCCAGAUCUGGACAAGGUCAGGAGUGAGACAGACCCAAGGUGGGAGAGCCCUGGCAUGUCUGCAGAACCCACACCUGGAUCUGGACCAGAAGGGAGAGAGGGGCCAAGCAGAGCCCAUGACCCAGAGGCCCCUUCGACCAUCAUCUGGGAGCCUACAGGGGAAAAAGGUCACUCAAGAAGCAGACCCUCAGGCCUGCCUUCCCAGGGCCUGCCAGAACCCCAAGAUCCCCCUGAGUGGCUGGGCUGGAGCCUGGGCCACGACAGGGCUGAACUUCAGAAACUGCUGAGGAUAGAGAUUCCUCAGGGUCAGAGAGAGAAGACAAACGAGGGUCAGAGUGGGGAGGCUACUCAGUCUCUGACGGAAGAGGUCUCUGGGGGUCCAGGGCAGGAGACACCUCAGGUUGAGAACACAGAUGCUCUUCAGGGUCAAAGAGGAAACCGCCCUGAGUGCCAGAGAGAGGAGGCCCCCCUGGAACCCAGUAAGGAGACCCCUCAGGGUGGGGAAGUGAAGAUCCUUCGAUCUUCUGGAGGCAGAGGCCAGAUCUCACAAGCCUGGGAGGUGGCUCAGGGAGAGGCGCCUGCACAGCCCCGAGAGGAAGGCCACUCCCUGGGAAUUCCAGGGGACUUCUACAGGUCUCUGGGGGAACAGAUGCCACAGCCUGGGGGAAGGGAGAGCCCAGGUUCCCCUGGAAGGAGCACCCGGCUGAUGCAGGACAAGAACGAUGGCCAGAGACCAGAGUCAGCACUGGCCUUGGAAGACAAGGGGUCCCUCCUGGAGGGGGUGCCCACUCCGCCUCCGCCUCCGGCCCGGCUGCUCCCAGGCCCAGGAGCGGUGAUGCUAGCGGCCCUGAGCACCGGGGGCUCUGAGCAGCAGGAGCGCCCUACAGCUCUCUCAGGGCACCCAGGGCUGGUGAGCAAUUGGCACGGGCUGCAGGACCCGGGCGGAGGCCCGGGCCAGGCGGAGCAGCAGGUGGGCGAGGCGAGGGGGCCGCAGGCAGGCGGCUCCGCCAAGCUCCCGGGCGCCCUCGGGGAGCGGAGGGGCAGUGCUGAGGCUCCCAAGGCCUCAAAGGCUGCUUGGUCCGAGCCCCGCGGCAGGGAGGCAUCGGUGGGCGUGAGCGCGGCGCAGCAGGAGACUGCCCUGCAGCGACUCCUGGAGCUGCACCGCGCGGCCAAGUGCCGGCGGCAACAGGACCGUGAGCAGCAGCGGCUCCGGGUCCUGGAACGGCUCCGUAUCGCCAGAAACCGUCACUGCCAGGUGCACCCCCUGAAGCCCCCACCCAGCUCGGCUCAGAUCCCGUUACAGGAGGACGCGGCCGGGCAGAGGCGUGCGCUGCGGGAGCAGCUGAAGCAAGUACACCGGGAGAGGACUGGACGGCUGCGAGCCCUCGGGGCCAGGAACACCCAGAACUUCCAACAGCUGCUGUGGCCCCCUGGUGCUGAGGAGCCUGCGCCUGAAGAGCAGCGCUCACCCUUCCCAGCCCCCUCUAACCAUUGCUGAAUCCUCAAAGGGAUAAAGAAUC
Messenger RNA from Hipposideros armiger (great roundleaf bat), 2522 nucleotides. RefSeq lists its product as uncharacterized. NCBI's taxonomy places the organism in Eukaryota, Metazoa, Chordata, Mammalia, Chiroptera, Hipposideridae. The transcript is spliced from 9 exons. The record is from RefSeq and is a predicted model, not a curated record. The coding region runs from base 170 to 2500 and encodes 776 amino acids.